Molecule: messenger RNA, 2751 nt
Organism: Caenorhabditis remanei
Lineage: Eukaryota; Metazoa; Nematoda; Chromadorea; Rhabditida; Rhabditidae
Exons: 15
Coding region: 1-2751 (916 amino acids)
Biological process (GO): proteolysis
Cellular component (GO): cytoplasm
Molecular function (GO): calcium-dependent cysteine-type endopeptidase activity
Source: RefSeq, a predicted model, not a curated record
AUGUCAGUUUAUGCUACAAUUCUUAGAAAUCAAAAAGAUAAACAAUUGGAGGAGUGCCACGAAUGGGUUAACUUGUUUUUGAAACAUUUUGGCCCGGAUGAUGUAUUUUUUGACGCUGAGUUUGAGAUAAGCAAUGGGAAACUGAAAUGGGAUGAGCAUGAGACAAUGCUACAUUACAAUGCCCUCAAAAAUAAUGGCCUUCGACCCUUGAGUAUUUAUACAGAUCCAUGGCCAUUUCAUGCAAAACAGGGUAAUAUUGGAGACUGUUGGUUGAUUGCUCCCCUCAUGACUAUUGCUAGAAAACGAAAACUUCUGGAAUGGCUUUUCCCUUUAAACAAUUUCUCAUUGAAGCAUGGAUUAUUCCUGGUUCGAUCUCUGGGAUAUUUGAUGGCAAUUGGAUCGAUUCCUACGUUCGAGAAUGGGGAGAUUACUCAGAAUGGUCUUGCAAAACAUCAUGCUUAUUCAUUACUCGACACAUGUGUUCAUGACGGUCAUCGACUGGUUAUGAUCGGAUGUCCAAACGAUUUUAAAUGGAAUGGAAAGUGGUCGGAGUUACCGCCAUACAAUGAUGACACCACAGAAAUGUGGAUUGAUUGGAGGAAAUCCACUGUGAACAAACGCUUCUUCUGGAUGGAAAUCGAUGACGUGUGCCAGUGGUUCAAUAGUCUGAAAGUGUGCAAGUAUCGUGAAGGAUGGCACGAACUGAGGACUGGUCGGUUUCAACUUGAAAUGUUUUGUCCGCAGAAAGUUCUCCGCCUUCGUGUCAAAUCUGAAUGCAAGUUAGCAAUCGAACUCGUCGAUCAGUAUGAUGACCGGUUUUGGCGUAAAUGUCUGGAAGUUGUGGGUCUCAUCAAUAUCCACAAAGCGACCAGUGACAAUCAGAUAGGAGAUCUUAUAAUGUCAAGCACUAUCGGAUUUUAUUGGUCUUCAAAAAAAUCUCAUACUCAGCAUCGAUCCGUAGAGAGUGAAGAGUUUGAGUUGGGCCCGGGAUCUUAUUUUGUGAUCUACACAGUCAUUUCCAACAUCCCAACACGUCUUGAUCACAUCUCCUAUGACUCUGUCACUUUCGAGGAUAGAGUGGCAUCACAUCAAUCCCUUCUGAAAAUGGUGGAAGCAAGUGGGAAUCUUCGAGUUGAAAUGCGUCCAGGAUUAUUUUUGAGAGAGUAUUCUAAGGAUAACUUUCUGAUCAUGAUGGCUGAAAACACUUCUAGAAAACCAAUCGAUAUCAACCCUGAUGAUAUAUUUUUCGACGCCGAAUUUGAGUAUAGCAAUGGAAGUUUGAAAUGGGAUGAGCAUGGAACGAUCCUGAAUUAUAAUGUGCUCAAGAACAAUGGGAAGUAUCCAUUAACUAUUUAUAAGGACUCAUGGCCAAUUCAUGCGGAACAAGGUCGGAUUGGAGACUGUUGGUUGAUUGCUACACUGAUGACUAUCGCGAGAAAACGGAAACUUCUGGAAUGUAUCAUUCCGCAGAAUGAUUUCUCAUUGAAACAUGGGAUAUUUUUGGUUAGAUUGUUCAUCAAAGGUGAAUGGACGAUAGUCGUAGUGGACGGUCAUUUCCCUUGUAGCAAGUCAGAUGGAAAACAAUUUGCCAUGAUAACCUAUACGGAGUUGUGGUCGUGUCUGAUAGAAAAAGCGUUGGCGAAAAUGUUAGGAGGAUAUCACAUGUUGCGAGGAGGACAUAUGUGUGCUGCGUUUCAAUGGUUAACCGGUGCCAGUAUUCUAACUAUCAAUUUGAACAAGGAGACUAAUCUGGGAAUGUUAUGGGAAAAGUUGAAAGCAUUUCAAUCGCUGGGGUACCUGAUGGCAACUUUUACUUCGCCUGACAAAGAGAUCAAAUACGUUUCUCAAAACGGUCUUGGUACUAGUCAUGCUUACUCAAUACUCGAUACACGUGUCCAUGAAGGUCACCGACUGAUUUUAAUCGGUUGUCCAAAUAACCUCACAUGGAAAGGCAAAUGGUCAGAGUUGCCUCCUUAUAAUGAUGACGUUACUGAAAAAUGGUCUGAAUGGAUGAAAAAAGCGAUUUCCGGAUUAGUCAACAUCCACAAGGCGAUCAAUGACAAUAAAAUUGGGGAGAUUGUAGUAGCAAGCAGAUUGGAGUUGUUCUGGUGUCCACUGAAAUCACUGUACAGAGCAGUGGAAAGUGAUCCAUUCGAGUUGGGUCCUGGAGCAUAUUUUGCUGUUAUCACUGUUUUUCAAAAACCUUACCCAUUGGAAUAUAGCUGGACAAUUCGAAGCGCCACUCCAACUGAUAGCAUCUCCUAUGACUCUGUAACUUUUGAGCAUGACGUGGUAUCUCAUCAAUCGCUUUUGAAAAUGGUGGAAAAAUUUGGAAAACCUGGGAUUCAGUAUCGAAAAGGGUUAUUCCUUCAAAAAUACUCCAGGAAUAACUUUUUGACAAUGAAAGCUGAAAAUCAAACCGAAAAACCAAUCGAUAUUAUCAUGUUUGUAAAAAGUGAAGCUCCGCAAUACGAAGCAUACGGAUUAGUUUCGGAACCGUUCUGGAACAAAUACAUAACUUUACCAAAACCAUACGUCAUCUACACUACGAUCCCGCCAAAAUCGAAAUGUAUACUUGGAAACGUGUGGAAGAUUCCCGAACCGAUGGAAUUGAAAAACGGUGUUGUGGAGUCUGAAAUGAGUUGCACGUACUGGAUUAGGAUUUUAGAGGAAGAGAUCAAAAGUGGAAGAGCGAAGGAGAUGAGAUAUGCAAAAAGCUCAGGAAUUUACAAAGCAGUUCCUAUAAAUUGA